AUGGUAUUAUUUUAUUAUUUGUUUUUGAAAUUCCCUAUGUAUGAUUUCUUUCGUUUACACCGUGGGCUAAUUUUCUGUCCUCCUCCUCCUCCUCCUCCUCCUCCUCCUCCUACUACUACUACUACUACUACUACUACUACUACUACUACUACUACUACUACUACUACUACUACUACUACUACUACUACUACUACUACUACUACUACUACUACUACUACUACUACUACUACUACUACUACUACUACUACCAUGCUAAUUGUAAAUCAAUUUAUACGCAUUAGAUGCUUCUUUAAAAUGGUCUUUUUUCUUAAUCUUUCUCACUAA
Schistosoma intercalatum is the source of this 324-nucleotide messenger RNA. The record is from the annotation of a GenBank genome assembly. Lineage: Eukaryota; Metazoa; Platyhelminthes; Trematoda; Strigeidida; Schistosomatidae.